UUCACUCUCAGGGUUAUUUUAAGUGAUUGCAAGCAGACAGAGCAGGUAAGACUACGUUUUCCAGAUGAGCAAUGCAGGCACAGAACUUUUAAGCAACCUGCUUUCUGUUGGGAACAUAGAACAGGCAACGGUAAACAGGAGCACCCUGUCCCUGUCUGUCUGUCCCACUCCUGCACCACCCAAGUAUCCAGAACACAGUAAGUUCUAUCAUUGCGUACGACACCUGACUCUCACAGGAGCCCCCUGCAGAGACCAUGACCCAAGGACCUUCUGAAGUGCUGCUUCCGCAUCACCGUCCACCCUCACCCUGGGUGUCUCCAAAACAUCAUCAUCCUUACUGCCUACUUUUGAGUUUUCCUCGCAGAGAUUUCACCCUCAGUAAUCUCCCCCGGAAGGGUGUGCAAAGCUGUUUCUGAGAGGAUCACGAGGCAUGCAGCAAGCACAGUGCAUGGGUUGGAAUGGAUGCAUUUCUAGGACCUCCACGGCUCAGGAAGGGCACCCUGGGCUCUUGCAUCCCUCUCCCUCGUAACUGAACAGUCGGGGAGCACCUGUCCACAGCUGAAAGUAGCAGGCACCGCUCCCCAGCUUCUGAAAAUGAACUCAAACAAUCAUUAAACGCUUCCCCAUCUGGAAAACUGUCGGGGAAACAGUGACAAGUAAGGUCGGGAGAGCACUGAGAACGAUGCGCGGGGAAAAGAUGAAGCGCGCAUGGGACAAGCAGAGAUCCCGAGCGGAAAGCAAAGGUUCUUUCCACGGAGGGCAGGAAGCCUCGCGAGAUCUAGGGGUCGGGAUCUCGUUGCGUUGCCUAGCGACAAAAGGACGCUGGCGGGCCCCCUGGCGAAACCCCGCUGAAGCCCUGAGUCUCCUACCAUGGGGGAAGAAGGCGGCGGCCGCAGCUGUGGGAUCACUAGGGACCUGCAGAAGCUGAAGCAGCAGGCGAUGGCGUACUACCAGGAGAACGACGUCCCGCGCAGGCUGGAGGAGCUGCUCAACUCCACCUUCUACCUCCAGCCCGCAGACGUCUACGGGCACCUGGCAAACUACUUUUCUAAACUUGCAAAGCCUCCCUCCAUAUGCAAAAUUGUGGGGAAAAUCAUCCUGGAUGGAAUGGGACUCCCUACGCUACAGGUGGAAAUCUCCUGCACCAUUCAAAAUUUCCCCAAGUACAUCUGUUCCGUGGUGAUACCUGCUCACUUUGAAGUCUCCGAGAAUGCUUUGCCAGAGGUCGUGGAUGCCGAGGAGGCAGAAAGGCACCAGGCAGUGAACGCGGCUCUGCAGUGGGUCAAUGAAUCCAUCACAGAGGAGCUGUGGGGUCUGAACCCCUCCAACCAGGCAGAGGUGGACCACAGGCUCAGGAUAUUUUUUGAAAAUAAAGUACAAGAAGAUAAAGAGAGAAGAGAACUGGAAAGGAGCUCUGAGGAGCCAGUGCACGCACCUCCACCUGUAAUUCCUCCACCACCUCCUCCACCCCCCACCAAAAAGAAAGGACAGAAGCAAGGACGGAGGGACACUCUUUUGGAAAAGCCGAUCAUCCCCCCAGAGCCCCCGGAGCCAGUCCUCCACGGCAGCAUGGCCAUAGGAGCUGUGUCGCUGGCCGUCGCUAAGGCCAGUGCCAGGCUGGGCGGCACGCCUCUGUACAUGAGUAUGGCGUCACUGAAGCACGGCCAGGAGCCGCCGUCCAUGCUCACCAUGCCUCUGGUGAUGGGAUCUGUACUCAGCUGUGGGAAGUCAUCACCUGGGAAGCUCAAUUUAAUGAAAGAAGUGAUUUGUAUACCCCAUCCUGGAUUGACAACCAAACAAGGUAUAGAUUUGCUUCUGGAAAUUCAGAAACAAGUUAACAGAGUGAUGGAGACGCCCCCGCCUCCAAAACCAGAGACCAAAAAGGGGCAUGAUACAGGCAAAAGAGGUCAGCAGCCAAUCACUGGCAAGAUGUCUCACCUUGGCUGCCUGACCGUUAACUAUGACACCUUAGAGCAGCCACUGCUUCUGAUUCAGGGCAUCUGCUCGAACCUGGGGAUAGAGCUGGGAAUGAGCCUGCACCUGGCCAUCAACUGCGCUGCCCACGAGUUGAUGGACUAUAGUAAAGGGAAGUACGAGGUGAUGGUGGGCACGCACAAGAACAUAGCUGAGAUGGUGGACCUGUACGUGGAUCUGAUCAACAAGUAUCCUUCCAUUAUUGCCUUAAUUGAUCCUUUCAGGAAGGAGGUAAGCAGGGUCCACCUUUUCUGUUUUAUAUGUGAUAAAGUAAGGAGUCUCACCUUUCACAUUUUAUAACAAAGCAGAAUACAAAACCCAUUCUUCUGGACCUCUGUUGCUGGGAAUGUGUUGUAAUUGGGCUGGGCUGGGCUGCUUUGUUUUGGCAUUUAUGAAAAGUCACUUACCAAGCAAAUGAAUAGCGGAAGCACAGUUACCUAGGAGCAGGCCCGUCUGUGAAGUGAAGCGAGCC
Molecule: messenger RNA, 2446 nt
Organism: Peromyscus leucopus (white-footed mouse)
Lineage: Eukaryota; Metazoa; Chordata; Mammalia; Rodentia; Cricetidae
Gene: Eno4
Product: enolase 4
Exons: 10
Coding region: 871-2274 (467 amino acids)
Biological process (GO): glycolytic process
Cellular component (GO): phosphopyruvate hydratase complex
Molecular function (GO): magnesium ion binding; phosphopyruvate hydratase activity
Source: RefSeq, a predicted model, not a curated record